UGCUACUGUCACUUCUGCCGCUGCCGCUGUUGUUACAGAUUUUGCUUUUGCUCCUUCUACCGCAUGACAAUUGUUUUCCUCGUCUAAGCAGAUACCAGCCUCAGAUGCUCAAGUAAUGGACUGUGAUAGAGUUAAGGCCUUUUGGAGGUGAGCUGUUUGAGAGCUGAUGCUUAAACAUGUCUGAAGUAGCUGCCGACACUUUCCCCAGCCCCUCAGCUCAGCUGAGCCUUGAUGCGUCCCUCAACGGGCUCCCGGCUGAGGAGAACAUGCCGGGGACCCAAAGAGAGGACAGGAGGGUCCAGGGGAUAGCAGGCCUUGCCACGACCUGCUGUGUGUGCCUGGAGGCAGAGCGACUGAAGGGCUGCCUCAACUCUGAAAAGAUCUGCAUCGCCCCUAUCCUGGCUUGCCUGCUCAGCCUUUGCCUCUGCAUUGCUGGCCUCAAGUGGGUCUUUGUGGACAAGAUUUUUGAGUAUGACUCUCCUACCCACCUUGACCCUGGGAGGAUAGGACAAGACCCAAAGAGCGCUGUGGAUCCUACAGCUCUGUCUGCCUGGGUGCCUUCGGAGGUGUAUGCCUCACCCUUCCCUGUACCUAGCCCCAAGAGCAAGGCUGAAGUGACAGUGCAAAAUGACAGCUCGCUCGUGCCCUCCAAACCGUUCCUCCAGCCUUCUCUGUAUAACCGCAUCCUAGAUGUUGGGCUGUUGUCCUCUGCCGCACCUUCGCUAUCACCACCCUCCCUGGAGCCUACCACAGCAUCUCAGGCGCAAGCAACAGAAACCAAUCUCCAAACUGCUCCAAAACUUUCCACUUCCACAUCUACAACUGGGACAAGUCAUCUCACAAAAUGUGACGUAAAGCAGAAAGCCUUCUGUGUAAAUGGGGGAGAGUGUUACAUGGUUAAAGACCUUCCAAACCCCCCAAGAUAUCUGUGCAGGUGCCCAAAUGAAUUUACUGGUGAUCGCUGCCAAAACUACGUAAUGGCCAGCUUCUACAAGCAUCUUGGGAUUGAAUUUAUGGAAGCUGAGGAACUGUACCAGAAACGGGUGCUGACCAUAACUGGCAUUUGCAUUGCCCUUCUAGUAGUUGGCAUCAUGUGUGUGGUGGCCUACUGCAAAACCAAGAAGCAGAGGAAAAAGUUACAUGACCGCAUUCGACAGAGCCUGCGCUCGGAAAGGAACAAUGUGAUGAACUUGGCCAAUGGGCCACACCACCCCAACCCGCCACCGGAUAAUGUCCAGCUGGUGAACCAGUACGUUUCAAAAAAUGUAAUCUCCAGUGAGCAUGUCAUCGAGCGAGAAACAGAGACAUCAUUUUCUACGAGCCACUACACCUCAACAACACAUCAUUCCGUGACGGUCACCCAGACACCCAGCCACAGCUGGAGUAAUGGCCACACCGAAAGCAUCCUCUCCGAAAGCCACUCAGUGCUCGUCAGCUCCUCCAUGGAGAACAGCAGGCACACCAGCCCAGUGGGGCCCCGGGGCCGCCUCAACGGCAUCAGUGGGCCACGAGAAGGCAACAGCUUCCUCCGGCAUGCGAGAGAAACCCCUGACUCCUACCGAGACUCUCCUCACAGUGAAAGGUAUGUCUCAGCUAUGACCACACCAGCUCGCAUGUCACCCGUUGAUUUCCACACUCCAACUUCUCCCAAGUCCCGCCCCUCCAAAAUGUCGCCACCGGCUUCCAGCUUGACCAUCUCUGUCCCAUCGGUGGCGGUGAGUCCCUUUGUAGAAGAGGAGCGACCGCUGCUCCUGGUGACCCCACCACGACUACGUGAGAAGUAUGAUCAUCACCUUCAGCAGUUCAACUCCUUCCACCACAAUGCCGCCCACGAGAGCAACAGCCUGCCGCCAAGUCCUCUGCGGAUAGUGGAGGACGAGGAGUAUGAGACCACGCAGGAGUAUGAACCAGCACAGGAGCCUCCAAAGAAACUCGCCAACAGCCGGAGGGUCAAAAGAACAAAGCCCAAUGGCCAUAUUUCCAGCAGGGUGGAAAUGGACUCCAACACGAGCUCUGAGAGCAGCAGCUCUGAGACCGAAACCGAAGAUGAAAGAAUAGGCGAGGAUACACCCUUCCUGAGCAUACCGAACCCCGUGGCGACCAAUCUGGAGCCAGCCACUGCCUACCGGCUGGCUGAAAGCAGGACUAACCCGGCAAAUCGCUUCUCCACACCAGAAGAGUUGCAAGCAAGGUUGUCCAGUGUGAUAGCUAACCAAGACCCUAUUGCUGUAUAAAACAUAAAACACAUAGAUUCACAUGUAAAACUUUAUUUUAUAUAAUGAAGUAUUCCACCUUUAAAUUAAACAAUUUAUUUUAUUUUAGCAAUUCCGCUGAUAGAAAACAGGAGAGGAAAAAAAAACUUUUAUAAAUUAAAUAUACAUAUGUACAAAUGUGUUAUGUGCCAUAUGUAGCAAUUUUUUACAGUAUUUCAAAAAUGGGGAAAGAUAUCAAUGGUGCCUUUAUGUUAUGUUACGUUAAGAGCAAGUUUUGUACAGUUACAAUGAUUGCUGUCCCAUAGUAUUUUGCAAAACCUUCUAGCCCUCAGUUAUCCUGGCUUUUUUGUGCACUGCAUUAUAAUGACUGGAGGUAUGAUUUGCAAGAAUUGCAGAAGUCCCUCUGGUCGCUUGUUGUAGAAUCCCCAGAUCAAAAAGCCCUGUAAUGGCACUCCCACACUACCCACCCCACCAGAAAAAAAAAAUACACACACACACACACACAUGCAUACAC
Molecule: messenger RNA, 2727 nt
Organism: Harpia harpyja (harpy eagle)
Lineage: Eukaryota; Metazoa; Chordata; Aves; Accipitriformes; Accipitridae
Gene: NRG1
Product: neuregulin 1
Exons: 10
Coding region: 177-2234 (685 amino acids)
Biological process (GO): cell differentiation; activation of transmembrane receptor protein tyrosine kinase activity; intracellular signal transduction
Molecular function (GO): protein tyrosine kinase activator activity; chemorepellent activity
Source: RefSeq, a predicted model, not a curated record